AUGCUUACUGAAAAAGCAGAAAAACUUGUUUACAUAUACUGGAAUACACGAAUUCUUCAUCAAUUAGGAAGAUUUAUAUCAGUUAAGGACUUGCAAGGUAAUAUAGUUACAAUUAAUAAUAUCGAAACAAACAAUGUUCACUUAGAUAAUCGAGAAUUAGUAUUAGAAAACAAUGAAAUAUUUGAAGAUAAUUUUACUAAUAGACUUCUAAACAUAUUUGAUGACG
Messenger RNA from Dentiscutata erythropus, 226 nucleotides. Lineage: Eukaryota; Fungi; Glomeromycota; Glomeromycetes; Diversisporales; Gigasporaceae. The record is from the annotation of a GenBank genome assembly.